AUGGAAGCCACGGAGUUAGUUGAGAACAAGCCUACCGCCCGUCCAUUUCAAUGUGGUUGGCAAUCCUGCACAAAGAGCUUCAAGCGUAAGAGUGAUCUCCAAAGACAUUAUCGAAUCCACACGAAUGAGCGACCGUACGCAUGCUCGAUCUCGGGAUGCGGAAAGACCUUUAUCCAGAAAAGUGCCCUGACCGUUCAUAUUCGAAUACAUACUGGAGAGAAGCCGCACCAAUGCGAACAUAAUAAUUGCGGAAAGCGUUUUUCUGAUUCCUCAAGUUUAACUCGUCAUCGACGUAUCCAUACGGGCGCACGUCCGUACAAGUGUACCUAUGAUGGUUGUUCUAGAAGGUAA
Fusarium oxysporum Fo47 is the source of this 351-nucleotide messenger RNA. Its product is annotated as C2H2-type zinc finger protein. Gene Ontology annotation, cellular component: transcription regulator complex; PcG protein complex. The record is from RefSeq and is a predicted model, not a curated record. Bases 1 to 351 code for a protein of 116 amino acids. The transcript has 3 exons. Gene Ontology annotation, molecular function: DNA-binding transcription factor activity, RNA polymerase II-specific; RNA polymerase II cis-regulatory region sequence-specific DNA binding. NCBI's taxonomy places the organism in Eukaryota, Fungi, Ascomycota, Sordariomycetes, Hypocreales, Nectriaceae. Gene Ontology annotation, biological process: regulation of transcription by RNA polymerase II.